AUGGAUAUCAAAUCAAUUCCAGAAUAUUAUAUCCUAAAAAGGUGGACAAAGUUAGCUAGAAGUGAGACUUCACGUAAUGUUUAUGUUAGCUAUGUGGAAGAAGAUGUUGAUUUAUCCCCAGCACAACGCUACAAAGAGAUUUGUCUUCGCCUUAUUAGGAUAGCCAAUAAAGCAUGUAGAAGUCCAGAUGCAUUCACAUUCCUUUGCAAAAACACUAAUGAAUUAGAUAGGCACAUGCUAGAGUUUCAAAAGAAUCCAGUUAAUAUUUCUCAGGUGAAUGAGUUUAUUGAUAAAGUUAAAGAGUCUAUAAGCACCCAUGAUGAUUUGGCACAAGCAAAAGACUUCAAAAAAAGAGAAGGCUAA
Messenger RNA from Lathyrus sativus (Indian pea), 363 nucleotides. The record is from the annotation of a GenBank genome assembly. NCBI's taxonomy places the organism in Eukaryota, Viridiplantae, Streptophyta, Magnoliopsida, Fabales, Fabaceae.